CGACGAUUAUCUCAUUAACUUCAAUAUUCUAACGCCGAACCUUCUCUACGAUACCUUCCGGAUGUUCCUAAUAAGUGUUAGAGAGUUUAUGGUAAGUUCUUGGAAUGAAACAAUAUGAAUUUGGUGAAGAAAAUGGUCCAACCCGAGGAGCUCGCCACCACUGGCGCAGUCCCGGUAUUUUGGCCAUAUCUUCUUCGUUACUCAACGAAAUCGCGAGCCGUUUGUUGGGAUGGAUUUGUAUCGUCCGGGGCUACAACUUUGGCUCAAGAAGUAUUUCGAGAUAAUCGAUGGAAAAUUUCAGUUUUUACCUAGAAGUGGGCUGCUGUGUUUGAACUCAGGAUUUUAGAACUUUGGAUGGUUUUCUUGCUUCUUCUUCUUCUUCCUUCAACCAACUAUGGAGAUGAACUUUCUUUUCUUUUCCUUUGGUUUGGCCGACAGAGAGAGAAUGGAGAGGGGAGAGAUGAGAUGAUGGGUGGGGUGAGGGGUUAGGGGUAGGGUUGUACGUGUAGUAGGCAUGGGCAGGUGGGUGGGUAGGGUUGGGUAGGCGCGGGCCGAGAAGACCCGAGCCGGGGUUUGGUUGUGGUGAGUUCCAAGGUACGUAGCCAUCAUGCGGGUGUCGUUGCGAGCCAGAGUUUCUUCCUCGUCCACGUCCCCGGCCGCCUCCACCACGACUAGAGCUGCGCCCCUGCUGUCCACGGCCGCCACUGCCGCUGCCAAGCCCUCCACUACCACGCCCGAAGCUGCCACCGCUGGUGCCGUAGGGUGGGCCGCCGGUUCGGCCGGCCAGGAGGACCGUCCCGGCGUCGUCCGCAAUGCUCUGCCGUUGCCGAUCUAGGAGCAGGAGGGCGGAUCGGGUCUGAAGAAUGUUGGGCAGCGGUUGUUGGAAUUGUAGGAACGAUGUCUGAGCCUGGAGAUCUUCGGGUAGCCCCAAAAGCAUUUGAAGCACGAGUUGAGACUCAGAGACCGGGGCGUCGAUGUCAUCCAACCAAUCGGCAAUGUUCCGCAGGGUUUGACAGUACGUAGCCCUGGUCAUCGUACCCUUGACAGUGGUUCG
Messenger RNA from Cuscuta campestris, 1054 nucleotides. The record is from the annotation of a GenBank genome assembly. Lineage: Eukaryota; Viridiplantae; Streptophyta; Magnoliopsida; Solanales; Convolvulaceae.